UCCUGAGGUCAUGGUGAUGGUCCUGGGGAUUGGGGCAAGGUUUGGGGGUUGUGGUCAUGAUGGUGGUCUGGAUGUUGGGGUUGCGGCUGAGAUGGUAGCAGGCCUGGAAGUUGUCAUGGGAUUAGGGCAGAGGCUAUGGGGACGCGGGAUGAGGACAUGAUCUUGGUGAGAGGGCAGAAGCUGGGGGUUAUUGCAGUAGGACAGGAGCAGGCAGUCAUAGUGAGGAGGCUGGAGUCAGGGUUGCAGUCAUGAUGGUGGGCUGGGCAUUGAUGUCACGGUGGUGAAGCUGAGGAUAAUGGUCGUGGUGGAGGGGUAGGGACUCGGGCUUGUGGUCAUGGCCACGUUUGUACUGGGACAGUGCCUCCUCUCGCAGCUCCAGCCUAGGGCUGUCGGAGCUGGGGAGACUCCUGCUGCCAUUCUUAGCUCUGCCUCUGCGCACCCUGUGUUUGUGAGGGACACGGUAAGGCCGUAGUGUUGCCUUCUUCCUGUCUGAAGGCUCUGCACAUAGAAAGGGGAGAACAUUCCUGUUAUACGUUCUUUCUUUCAUGGGUCUUUAAAACAACCCUUGUUUAUGUGAGGCUGGGCAGGAACGGCAGUGGUUGGGUUUUGGCUGGCUAGUAAGCCUGCCUGCCCUUAACCUGUAGGCUCUUCAGGACUUGCCCUUCUUAGGAUGUCAUUGCUGGGGCAACGGGAGCCGUGCUCCUUCUUGGUCUAUAGGCACCACUAAUCUCUAUGUGAGAGCAAGGCAAGACAUUGUAUUCUGGGCAGGUUGUUUUGUCUCUCUGCUGUUGGUGGUGAGUGUUUAAGCAGAGUCCUAUUUUGUAGAAAACAUGCUCUUUUCCUUUGUGAAUUUUAAGGAAACAGGAGUGGGGAAAGAAGAUAAAGAAAAGCAGCAUUGUGGGACAGCUGAUUUGGUGAGACAGGAAUGUUGCACCAUUUCAAGAACUUGAAAUAAGUAAGUAGUGAGCUGCUUCUAGUUGCUCAGCUCUUGGGGGUGCUUAUUAUGGUUAGAGGGAAGCCAAAUUUGGAACACUUCAGGAUUCAGAGUUCUCCUGUCCCAGUCCAUAGGUGCAGGCUGCUGCUUUUCCCUUUCCAGCAAGUAGCCAGGCUGAGUAUGUAUUCCCAGUAGGUACACAGACACACACACACUGCACACAUGGCUGGCCACCCAGACCAACAGAGACUGAAAGCAGUGCCUUUACCAGCACCCGCCUAAACACAAACAGCACUCGCAUAAACAUGCAUAACACAGACGGUUGACACUAUUCUCCCUCUCCAGCUGAUCAGGACUGAGUUUCCCUAGUGAACCAUGCUCCCGCUCACUCUCUUGAUUCACAUACCUCCACAUCCAUGAAUCUGUUGAAUAUUAGUAUGGGCUUCAAGUCUGGCUAAUACCUAUGCCCAGAUCCCUUAUCCAUGCACCACCACCUCAGACGUUCUGUUAUUUCAGAUGCUGGUUUCUUCCUACUCACUAGGCUAGUCCAGCUUGAGGUUUGCUAGUGAAGCAUACGUAUGCACACAGAAUAGAGAGCACCCUCAUACAGAAUAUAGGAACGCCUGUGUACAGGCCAUCUGAAUUAAUGGUCAGUCAGGAACUGCCAGGCAUAUCUAGAUGGAUUGAAGGAGCACAUUCAUUAGAUGAAUUCAGUACAUCCUGUACAGAAGUACAUAACCCUAGUAACAUGAAAAAGUCUGAAACUUCUGGAGUCAUGGCUAGAGCUGACAUCAAACCAAAAUCUAUAUGUCAUGCCAAAAAAUGGUCAGAUGAGGUAGAGAACUUGUACAGAUUUCAGCAAGCCGGAUACAGAGAUGAAGUUGAAUAUAAGCAAGUAAAGCAAGUUGAUAUGGUAGAGUGUUGGCCAGAAACUGGAUUUGUUAAGAAACUUCAGAGAAGGGACAAUACUUUCUAUUAUUACAAUAAGCAAAGAGAAUGUGAAGACAGAGAAGUCCAUAAAAAAACUACUGAAAUCACAAAGAUCCACGUGCCAGGAGUGGAGAAGCUGAGCGGCCUUCUUCAAGGUUAGAAGGUUAGAUCAAGGCUCUUUCUCUAUCUGAAGACCUGCCGGACCAUCUGACGCUGAAGCAGCAGGCCACUGCCGAAGCGGAGGAGCAACAUCUCUGGAACACCUGCCCUGCCCCUAGGCUCGGGACGCUGGGUCCUCUUGUACUCAGGAUCCUUCAAGUCGUCGUGGACACAUAAGCUAUUAUGGUGUUAAGCCGGGAACUGGCACACCCGCCGGUGUGGCCGGGUACAGUACGGUCCUGUACUGCGCUGAGACAGCUAUAGGCGGGGUUCUGUUAAGGACUUUGCCUUAUCAACUGGUGCCGCUUCACACGACAUCGGGGUACCCUUCCUAUAUUCCUGUUCUAUGUUCCCUGUUAGUUCAUUUGUGUUACUUACUUGAAGCUUCAUGUACGUAUCUGUAAAUAGCUUAAUAUAUUACAUUGUUUGUAUUGUGUUGUAUUGUUAAUUAAAAAGUGUUAUAAAUAAGAGUUGUAAAUCGUUCGUAAAUGUAAGAAUUCCUAUACUGCCACCCGAACCUAUCCUUUGGUUCAAACCUGUUUCGAU
This is a messenger RNA of Struthio camelus australis, 2569 nucleotides long. RefSeq names its product meiosis/spermiogenesis associated 1 (gene MEIG1). NCBI's taxonomy places the organism in Eukaryota, Metazoa, Chordata, Aves, Struthioniformes, Struthionidae. The record is from RefSeq and is a predicted model, not a curated record. Gene Ontology annotation, cellular component: nucleus.